Molecule: messenger RNA, 4830 nt
Organism: Cottoperca gobio
Lineage: Eukaryota; Metazoa; Chordata; Actinopteri; Perciformes; Bovichtidae
Gene: tfr1a
Product: transferrin receptor 1a
Exons: 18
Coding region: 48-2483 (811 amino acids)
Biological process (GO): intracellular iron ion homeostasis; transferrin transport
Cellular component (GO): external side of plasma membrane
Molecular function (GO): transferrin receptor activity
Source: RefSeq, a predicted model, not a curated record
UCGAGCCAAUCCGAUAGGUAUAACUGCAAGCAGCAUGGUCAAGGGCAAUGGUUGUAACGACAGCAGUGAACAAGGAAGCAGCCAAGAGGAGCGGAACCUCGUGUCUAAGACAGAAGAAGUCAGUGGGGUUGAGCUGUGUUGAAAAGAAGAUUGAAGCAGCCAUGGACCAGGCCAGGUCAACGAUAUCUAAAAUUUUUAAUGGGGAGCCACACUCCUACACACGUUUCAACUUGACCCAAAACAUGGAAGGCGAUAACAGCCAGGUGGAGAUGAAGCUGUCGUCCGACAUAGAUGAGGAGGUCGGGGGCAACGGUGUGGGAGACCACCUCAAUCACAACUCCACCCGCAAACCCUACGUGGCUCAAAAGCUUGGACGCACACCGAAGAACCUCUGCUUCAUGGCUGCCACCACCCUCCUCAUCUUUAUCAUCGGGUACUUGAUUGGCUACCUGGUUCAUCGGAAGAAAGACGCUGCUCCCACGUGUGCAUUGUCAGUGGAACGUUUUGAAGGAGCUGUUGCACACGAGACGGGUGCUGCGCCGCUCAUGGACUGGGACGAUGUCAAAAACCUCCUCGCUCAAAAACUCGAUGCAGCCAGUUUUGAACCAGUCUUCAGGGAGUUUUCCAGUGAUAGCCACCGGGCUGGUUCUCCGGGUGACGAGGUACUGGGAAACAAGGUGAUCAAGAAGCUCAUUGAGUACGGCAUGAAAACCUGGACCGAUGAGCACUUUGUUAAGGUUCAGGACCCUCCAGCGUCUGACUCCAACAAAGUAGUUUUCAAUGGUACGACUGAGAGUCCAAAGGGAUUCCUGUCCUACAGUGCCAAUGGAAAAGUAAAGGGUGCUGUCUUGUAUGCAUAUUAUGGGCAGGAAAAUGACUUCAUGUCGCUGCGGGGCAAGAACAUCAAUAUGACUGGCAGAGUCAUGCUGGUCAGAGCCGGGAGGAUCAGCUUUGCAGAGAAGGUAGCCAAUGCUGCCAAAAUGGGUGCCGUUGCUGUGUUGAUCUACCCUGACACCAGUGAUUACCCUACUGGUGGUACUCCAACUGAGCUCUUUGGACAUGUCCACAUGGGUUCAGGGGAUCCCUACACCCCAGGCUUCCCCUCCUUCAACCACACCCAGUUUCCACCUGUCCAGUCUUCAGGCCUGCCAACAAUCUUGGCUCAGACCAUCACAUCAAGCAUGGCUAGCAACAUUUGGAGCAAGCUUGGAGGUCAGAACGUGCCGGAAGGGUGGCAAGGCCUCGAAGGCCCCAAUCUGGGAGACCAGAGCAACGUUAUUACCGUGGAGGUCAACAACGUUCUUAAUGAGAAAAAGAUAAUUAAUGUCUUCGGGGUCAUCAGAGGCUUUGUGGAUGCAGAUCGAUAUGUGGUUAUUGGUGCACAGAGGGACGCAUGGGGCGUAGGUUUUGCUACAUCGACCGUUGGCACCAGCGUCCUUGUUGAGCUGGCGCGUUCCAUCUCAGAUAUGGUGAAGAACGACGGGUUCAAGCCUCGGAGGAGCAUUGUGUUUGCUAGCUGGAGUGCUGGAGAAUAUGGGAGUGUUGGCGCCACCGAGUGGUUGGAGGGUUAUCUUUCCUCUCUGGGCUUGAAAGCCUUCUCCUACAUCAACCUGGAUGGAGCUGUAACAGGUCAGAAUGGAUUUAAAGCGGCUGCCAGUCCCUUGAUGUACAGCCUGAUCGAGAGCACUCUGAAGGAGGUGAACUCCCUAAACCCUAUUAAGACCCUCUUUUCUGAAUUUGCAAGGGGCAACUGGGAAUCAAAUGUGUUGGAGCCUCUAAAGUUAGAUAAUGCUGCAUAUCCUUUCAUUGCCUUUUCUGGCAUCCCCUCAGUCUCAUUUGGAUUCACCUCUGAUAAAUCGGAGUAUCAGUACUUUGGCACAUUGCUGGACACCCGGGAGAAGCUGAACAUGGUCACGGGCAACCAGGUUCCUCAGCUGGCUAAAAUAGUGACCCAGUUCGCAGGACACAUGGUGCUGAGGCUGGUCCAUGAUCAUCUGCUGCGGCUGGACGUGAUGAAGUACGACAAGAUCAUACGCACUAACGUGGCUCAGAUCAACGGGAAAGUCAAUACUGUUAAGAGGAUGCAUCCCCAGCUGUUGCCCGAGGCCCUGACGGUGAAGUGGAUGAUCUCUGCCUCCGGCUCCUACAGCCGUGCCUCUCGCAAGCUGGUGGCAGACAUCCAGAACAGUGAUCUGGAGGACAUCGAGAUGUGUCGUAUCAUCAAUGACCGCAUAAUGGCGGUGGAGAGGAACUUCCUGACCCCGUAUGUGUCUCCCAGAGAGGAUCCUUUCCGCCACAUCCUGCUGGACGCCGGCUCUCAAUCUCUCAAGGCUCUGGCCAACCACCUCGACCUCCUCAAGGAGGUCCACCCUAAUGCAGACGCCGACCUGUUCCGCUACCAGUUUGCCCUGGCCACCUGGACCGUUCAGGGCUGUGCCAACUCUCUAGCAGGGGACAUCUGGUCUCUGGAUAAUGAAAUCUAAAAAGUAAUCCCCUCCCCUCAUCCAUGGUUCAUGAUUUGGUCGUCUUAUCACAACUGGCAGUGUGAAAACCAGAAGGCUGUGAUGAACCAACACACAGAUGCGCAGCCUUUAAAAUAUAUUUAAGCUGAUUGAGAUGAAAGUGGAGCCGUUACUAAAUGGAUAAAAAGUCAUCACAUUUUUUCUGUCAUUUUCAGCAUUUGAGUGGCGAGCUCAUCGUCCUCCUUUCUGAGAUUCUUACUGAUAAAAAUGUACUUCAGCCUUACGCCUUAACAAAAAAUGUUUAGAGGGUCAUUUUCAUUUUUUCUCCACUUUAGAAAGAAAACAUCUUUAAUUUUUUUAACAUGUUGCCUUUACAUGCAGCAUUCUGAAUACUUUGGUGCUCGUAACAACUACCUUCAAAUGGCCACUUUGUGGCAGUAAAUUGGUGUUACCCUAUGAAUGAGUUGAAUGCAGUGCAGGGUCAGGUCAUAAUCACAGGAAUGUCUGUUUGGCAGCUCGGAGAUGAAUUAAACGCAAAAGGCCAGUAUGAUAUUAUAAGCUAAUGACUUUCCAUCGGUUUACCAAAAUGACUACAAAUCAAGCUGCUGAUAUUUCCACUGCUGCUGUCGCCUCAUGUUCAAACCAGAGCUGGUUUUUAUUGGUAGCUAUAAUUUCAUACUGUGCUGAAACCUGUUAGUCAACUCAUUGCCAAUACAACUCAGAAGUUGCCUGAAAAGGAUUGAAGAUGAACUUGGCAUUUAACUCUGCAUUGAUCUUUUAAGAGAAGUCCUAAUUACGUGCAACAAUUAAAAAUAAAUAAGAAUAAAAUAAAUAAACAUGAGGACAAAUCUCUAGGCCUUUUCAAAAACCAAGGGAGAAAGUCUCCAACCACGUGGCACUGAAACAACCGUACGUCUAUUUAUUGUGUUAUUUAUUUAUCAGUGGCAGGGUUCACUAUAAAUAGUUUUUUUUUAUUGUCUUUUAUAAAAAAAAAAUAGUGUAUAAUUAUCGGGAGCAGAGCCUUCCAUAAUUAUGACAGUUAUACUGUCGAAAUGACAAAAGCAGCAUCUGCUUAAAGGAAGUGUACACGAUGACCGACGGCCAGGACUGAACUCUGAACGCAGACACAACUCUGAGGUCGUUUCUCUUUUUUGAACUGACACUGGAUUGGUCUUUUAGGCAAGGCCAGCUGACAUAGCGCACCGCUGACUGUCAGUCCUGGUCCCUUGGUACAUGUACACCUCUCGUCCUGACAUUAUCGGAGGCAGCGUCUUCCAUAAUGGGGAAAAAAGAAGGUAGUUUUUGCCUACCAGUGUGUAUCCGUAUCGGAGGCAGUGCCCUCCAUAUUUCACUGUAGGAGUGGAUGUUUUUAUUAUCGGGAACAGUGUUUCCCAUAAUGCGUGUAUAUACAUUACUGCACAAAGUCCGCGUCGACUCUUUAUAAAAACGUGUCCCGUCUGUCUCUUUAGUAAGAGAAAGAAGCUGUCUUUAAAUUGUUCUGGGUUUAUUUUGUAUCAUUUUAAUCAAGCGCUGAAUGUGUUUUUUCUUUGGGCUUCGUGAUCUGGAACUGAUUUGGGAAAGGUUCUUCUUUACAGAAAGAAAUUGUUACACACAUGUUUGUGGGCCACAGCGGUGUGGUUCACUAUUUUCCAGAAAAGAUCACCUCUCAAAAAAUGGGUUUUGUUUUUGAUGCUUCAGUCGGUGUGAAAGUUGCAUUCGAUCUUCUAUUAUGUUCAUUCGUUGUUGAGAGAUUUCCUUGUGCCUUUUUAUUGUGUCAUGACUGCAUUAUAGAGCUGAAUGUCGACAUGCAGUACUUAAAGAGGUUUCGGGGAUGUGUAUUUGUCUUUAGUUUAGUUUUGACAUUUCUGUAUUUUUUCCCCUGUUUGCUAGAAUCAAACGUUACUAGUUUAAAGGCCUGUUAACACCUUUUUUAGAUAAAGUCACUGGAAGAAUAAAUGAAAAUUGUGAAAUGAAGGAACAAAAAUUACACUUAAUGUUACAGUAGUUAAUGUGGUCCUCAAUUAGCUAAUCUGGGCGCUUUAAAUACAUCAUGCCUCUGCAAAGAAACUGAAUGUAUUUGUUUAAGAUCAGAAGCCAUUUUAAAAUGAUCUAUUUACCAUUCACAGUUUGAGUGAUUAAACUGAUCUGCUGGGCUACAAUGAAGCACGUUCUAGAAGUUACUUUGCUCUUAUUGGCAUCUUGCAGAGGACGUAGAUGUAGGAAUUGGUCAUUGGUGGAAAAUUCUGACAACGUGGAUAAAGAAUGCGUUUGAAAAUUGUUAUAAAAAAACGUUACUUUUGUUUUCUCAAACUGUACACACAUUUGCUUAGCUUCAGUUUUGUUUCUGCAAUAAACAAUCACGUCACAA